Molecule: messenger RNA, 2488 nt
Organism: Poecilia reticulata (guppy)
Lineage: Eukaryota; Metazoa; Chordata; Actinopteri; Cyprinodontiformes; Poeciliidae
Molecular function (GO): protein binding
Source: RefSeq, a predicted model, not a curated record
AUCACAUCUCGCGCUGUAGGCCUCUCUCUUUAGCUAAAUUCUGACAUAUUUGUGAUGUUUAUGUGGUAAAAUUUCUAUUUAUUUGCUCUCCGUUAAGUUUUUAUUACUGGUAUUUUUAAGUAAAUGUCGAACACAACUUGGAAAUUAACCAAUGUUUAGGAAUGUUUACGAGCAUUUCCAUGUGAAUUUCUACAGAGUUUUUACAUGAACUGCUGGGAAGCAGAAUCAGCUGGAUCAGAUCUUUAACGUAUUUUCAACACCCGAGUGAAAAUUUGCUCCUGCCGAGACUCAGCGAAUCAUCAGAUACGGAGAAUGAAUGAAAGCGGUGGCGUUUGUAACGCUUCUAAUGAGGCUGAGAUGGAUGAUGAAGAGGCGAUGCUUUCGGACCAGGAAUCUGUCAGUUUGCUGCAGGAUCUUCCUCCUUUCCAAAGCAGAUCAUCUGCUGUUUCAGGUUCUCAUGAGAUUAAAAACAAACCGGAGAUGAAUCAGCAGAAAAGAGGGAAACCGGAGUCCUGCAGAAGUGAAAAGUCUGCGUCUUCAUCACGGUCAGCAAAAGUUCCAACUAAAAAGAAGCUUCACAAGAGAAACGAGAAGGGAGAGAAUCUUCUUCACAAAGCAUGCCGGAGAAAAGAUCUGCCUCAAGUCCUGAUGCUCCUUAAGGCCGGAAUCAGCGUCAACAUGGAGGACUAUGCAGGAUGGACCCCUCUGCAUGAGGCCUGCGCUUCUGGAGACGAGUCUGUGGUGGAGGAGCUGCUGAGGGCCGGAGCUAAUGUUAACGCUCAGAGCUGUGACGGCGUCACGCCGCUGCAUGACGCUGUUAACUGUGGACACCACCAGAUUGUGAAGCUCCUCCUUGACAACGGAUCGAUCCCUGCCUACCAGAAAGUUAGUGGAAAAAGUUUGCUGGACAUGGCCGAGGACAGGAGUAUGAAAGAGCUGCUCAUAAGUUUCCACACAUCCUGUGAGGGCCAGAGGAAGUCCGGCAAGGGGGCAACACGAUGCGAAGAACCAGUUGUGAGUGUUUCAGACGCUCAUCCAAGAGAGUCGGGUGAUGCAGGCGGAGAAUCUACUGAUGUUCAGCUGAAACGGGUAAAUAAUUUCAGAUCAGUUCAGAGCAGUUCAGAGGCGGUUUCAGCGCUUCUGGAGGAUGCUAAGAGGAAACAAGCAGAAAUGUCAACUUGGCCUCUGAAAGAUCUCAAGGAUGUUGGGAGAUACAAAAAAGUUUUGUUGCAGACCCAAAACGUUCUGAUGGACGUUCUCACCAAGCAGCGUUUGGAGAAGAGCGAUCUGACCCACAAAUUCAGGGUUGUGUCUCACCAUCUUUGCCAUCGAGUCCUGAAAAGUCAGUUCUUGUCUCUGGCUUCAAAUCAGAGACAUUUGGUGCAACUCCUCCAGAAACAAAUGCAACUGGAAGCAACUUUCACUACAGCAAAGUCUAAAAUUUCAGCUCAGUCCUUGAAUCAUCAAGCCAGCAUUGCUGCUCCCAGUCUCCCUGAGCUGCAGAGUGAGGAAGCCGUUAGCUGGAGAAACUGUCCACAAACCAGAGCCGCUUUGCAAUUUUUCUCCAAGAUGAAAGGAAAGAAUGCGCUGAUACAAAGAGGGGCUAACGAUGAUGGUGGAGGUCUGCGUCAGCUCGUACAGAGCGGCGUGUUGCCCAAGGGCAGCGAUUUACAUCUGACAUUAAAGGGUGAGCAGCAUGUUGCGCAGGUUCUCUCUGGUGGCGUAAUAAUGAGCAAAGGGAAGUCGUAUCGGGCUCCAGAGUUCUGGCUGGAGUCCAUUCUGGGUAAUAACAUCCCUGUCAGCUCCAUUUACGCUCUGAACAAGGUGACUUUCAGAGAAAAACCCUUGUCUUACUACGUGCUAAACUCAGAGGCCAAACAAAAUCUGUCCAACAUCCGUCUUCAGGACAACAAAGAUGAUUCUACUGAACCGGAGCCGAGUCCAGAAUCAGUGGACCCAUAUGAGCUCUUACGAAGAAUUCGUGUCAUCCAUUUGGUGACCCCUGAGGAGAUGAUUCCAAACGCUCUGAUGGAUUUGUACUGGGAAAAGCUCAUGAAGCAAGACCAAGUAGAGUUUGACAACUGGGAGCUGGAACUCUAACUUUGUCUUUAUAUUUAUGCGUUUUUUAUGAGCUUGAUGUGGUAAGUUAUUUUUUAUGAACCUGUUAGGGUUCUGUUUUAUUUUACACUGGUAGUGAUCGUGUCUUCAGUACAUAGUAGAGUUUUUUCCUGCUAACUAAAGUCAACUUCAAUUACUUUGUCAUAUCUUGGGGGAAAUAGCCAAAAAUGACAAGCUAUCAAAUAAAAUGUUUGUAUAAUUUGUAUGUUUUGGAAAGCUUAUUUACGUUUGCUGAUUUUUGUUAAUCUUUUUUUAUAUUUUUAUGACGUACAUACUUUGUGAGCUUUUAAACUGCUGUCAUAUUUUCAUUAAAUGGAUGCUUUUAUUUAUUCUCCAUAUGUAAUUUAUUUGUUUCUCUUUUCCUCUUGUA